This is a messenger RNA of Protopterus annectens (West African lungfish), 3338 nucleotides long. RefSeq names its product cytoskeleton associated protein 2 like (gene CKAP2L). The record is from RefSeq and is a predicted model, not a curated record. NCBI's taxonomy places the organism in Eukaryota, Metazoa, Chordata, Ceratodontiformes, Protopteridae. Gene Ontology annotation, cellular component: mitotic spindle; centrosome; cytosol.
UCAACAGAUAGGGUGGCUCCGCCUCGCCAAGUAAUUCGCCAAUUUGAAAGUCAUUUCGGCCAAUAGUGAGUACUAUUUCCGAAAAAAAAAAAAAACGUUGUAUGUACUAUGAAGUACUGGAAUAAACCGUAAUUUGGAAAAAAUGGAUCUAAUUAAGGUGAUGAAAAAGAGUGAUAUGCAGAAGAUGGCGUAUUCCGCUGCCCAAGAGGAACGCCAGCGAAAACUUCAGGAAUACUUGACUGCAAAAGGAAAGCUGAAGUCCACUACAAAGUUGAAGUCCAAUACAAAGCCAUACUUAAAAGAUAUGAAUACUACAAAGCCAAUAUUGGAAACUACAGUGCGUACUCAGCCUUCAAAAGUGAGUAAAAUGAAAGAAAAUAUGCCACCAAAUAUGCAGAAAGGCAGAUGUGAAGGUAUGCAAGGAAAAACAACACGGCAGAACAGAACUUCUCUGCAGCUGUCAGACUUGAAUGUCAAAAGCCAGCGAACAAAGACUCUAGCCACAUCUGUCCAUUCUUGGAAGCCUGGCAGUGCUACACUAUCCAAACCCAUAAAAUCAGAGCAAACAGAAACGAAGUACAGCAAAGACCAUGGAAUUUUGAAAAAAGAAUGUGCUCUGUUGCAGAUGGUUGCUAAGGAAGAAAACCCAAGGUUUGGGCAAAUUGGUGGUACACAGAAGAAUGCACCUACUGAAAUACUGGUUUGUACUAGUUUAGGAAAGUCGGGCACAAUUUCCACAGAAGCUGCACAACAAACUGGGGAAGGGAAGCAGCCAGGCAACACAUCAGUGUUAACUGCACAGGGUACAUUCAAUCCUAAGCCAUGGAACCAGCCCCUGAAGAGAUCUUCUGUUUCUGAAGGAAUGUGCUUACCUGUGAACAGAUCUGGGAUUGGUCUCCGCAGUCAAGGCCCAGUAAAAGCUAAUACUGAUAGACUGAGGCAAAGCUCAAAGUCCACUCUGAGUGGAAGAACCUCAAUUGCAGAGGCAGAAAUGGUCGCUCUGGCUAAAAAGAAGCGGGAACAAACGUACAGACACGCUACAUUGAACUCUGCUAGGUCUUAUUCAUCUGGACAGCAUACUUCAGGCAGUACUUCCAGGAUUGGUGAAAUGCACAGUAAAACCAUUCCAUCUGGCAAUCGUGUUAGUACCAGCAACAAUGAAAAAAUCAAUGGCAGAAGUUUUCCCUGCAGGCAGCCUGUCACUGGAACCACUACCUCUGUAACAAAAGUGGGUGGGAGGAGUCUUCCAUCUCGACAACAGACUGUUGGGAAUACUACUGGCUCAGCAAAAAAUGGUAGUAAAUAUUGUCCUCCUCAAGAGCCUGUAGGUGGGAGUAAAACCCAUAUUGUAAAAUCAAAUGGCACUUUUCCGUCCAGGCCUCGCAUAUCUGGGAAUGCAAAAAGCUCUAAAAGGGAGCAUGUUGGGAUGGGUUCUGUUAAACAGCACCCAUCUGGGAGUCGUACCAGCUUUGGCAGAGUGAACAGUAAAAGUUUUGUAGGUGUCACCAGGAGCACUAUCAGUGUUGCCAAAUGUGUAGGCACUCAGCAGCCUGUAAAAGCUGCACAGCAAAUUGGUAAAGCAGCUGUGUUUCGUGGGACACAGAGAGAUUUUAAAGUACAAGGACCAUCACUGUCUUCCACAAGAGGGCAUGUCCAGUCUAACUGUGGUCCUACAAGACUUGAAACUGUUGGAGUACAUUCCCAGAAUACUGCUAGCAAGACUUUGAGGUUUGCCAGUGGUGUAUCACAGAUAAACACCCAGGGGGGCUGUGGAGAAAUGACAACACAGGAUUUUACUACAAAGUGCAAGGCUGCAGAGCUUUUGAAUGAUGCUGUGGGGCCAGUGUCCAACUCCGCUACAGCUACCACAGUGCUGCAUAAGCAUCCUGAAGGGGACAGCUGUACUCGCUCCGUACAAGCUCAGGGAGAACAUUGGCUAAAUGAAAGUGGGCAACUUGUAGGUGUUGUGGGACCAGCCACUCCUACAGUUCAGAACCAUGAGGUAAAGGGCUUCCUGAGUGAAAGAGAAAAACGCAGGAAGAAGCUCGAAGAAUGGCUAUCUGCCAAGAAAAAGCAGUAUAAACGCCCUGCAAUGCUGUUACCAACACCAAAGAAAACACCAAGGGCAAAACUCAAUGACUCAUUCUGGGUCAACUUUGAGGAGGACGGGGAUGAGCACUGUAGCUUGGUGGAAAGAAUCAACCAAGUGCUGACUCAGUGCUUAAAACUGAUCCAGCAGGGUGUUCCUUCAGAAAAGCUACUUGGCAUCCUGUCAAGGAUUCCAUCUGCAGAGAAGUUUGCCCAGUACUGGAUCUGCAAAGCUCGUCUUUCAGAACGAGAUGGCUGCUUUGAUAUCGAACUGUAUGAGAGAGCAGUUAAUGCAGGUGCCCAGCCUUGCCUGAAUGUGUAUUUGAUGAAAUUCCAACCUGUGAUUCAGGAGAAGAGGAAGAUGUACCAGUUGCAGUUCAGAAGGCCUCCAAGGAAAAAGUACCAAAAUCCAAUCCCAAGCUGCCUGUUACUCACUCCCGAAUUGCUCAAAAGGGGUCAUCUGUUAUCAAAUUUCAAGUUGGUGUGAUUCCAAGGGUGAAGGAGAGCCCCUUGCCAUCAAUUUCUCAAGACAUGAAGCUUUUAACCCCUGUGCGUCGUUCUUUGCGAAUAGAGAAUGCCUGUGAGCACUAUCCUAAUAUGCUGAAGGAACAUGACCCAGUUAUCACCUGCCUUAAUGAACUUCUUGCUCUGGAGGAAGUGUCUUGCUAUGUAUACAGGAAAAAUGAGGCCUUACCAGAGGAGGAGGAGGAGGAGGAUCCUAAUUCCAAGGUGGAGUGAACUAGUUGUCAUGGACACUUCCCUUGCAGCAAUAUCAUCUGAGCAAACUUUUAAGUUUAUUGGAAUAGGUGUACUUUGUGUUCCUAGCAAAUUGGAUGCUGUUAAUGGACUGUAUAUUCAGCCCUGUUUCUUAGAAGGACGUAUUGGGUGAGUCUGGCAGAGUUACUUGGUGAUUAUCCUCUUUCUGUAGGCUGCUGACAAAAGUAGCACUACUGAAUUUAAGGGAGAAGGGGAAGUAAAACUCAAGUGAGUCUUUGCACAAAAUGAAAAUUUUGGUAAUACAUUCUGCAUUCUGUUGCCAAAAAUGAUCUGUAAUCCUAAAGAAGAAUUAAAAAAAAUUAUUUGGAUGAGUCUGUGCUUUUUAUAUGUAUGUAUGUAUGCGUAAACAAAAGCUGCAAGCACUGUUCACAUGUAUUUAUUUUUGGAAUAAAAUGUAAUAUGAUUAAAUACUAUUCCAAAUUUGCAGUGUACUAUUGCAAUAAAGAAUUCUUUACGUACAUGUUGACACGAUU